GCGUCCUCUUUGUUCCACGGGGGUGGAGGGCGAAGGGCACUCUGCACGUGCUCAGAGGCGCGCCGAAAACACACACACACACAGAGCAAGCAAGCAACCAACCAACCGGCGUGGCUGCUGUCGCUCCUAAGAACAGGCCAGCAGCGGCGGGAGGCGAAAGGAGAAGCGGGCGAGUCGCUCCGGAGAGGAGUCCCGCCGGCCUCCCCCCGCCUCCUCCGCAGCACGCGCUCGCCCUCCCUCGGCAAAUUGUUGCCAGCUGCUCGGCAACGUGCCCGCCUGCCCGGCUCGCCCGCCUCCUCCUCCUCUGCAGGCGCGAGCCAGGUGCGGCGGCGUGGCCGGGGGGCUCGGGGGCCGGCGGCGGCGAGGGGCGAGGGGCGCCUCCCACGCGGGGGCCCCGCCAGCCGGGAGCGCCCAGACAACAAUAGGCGGCUGACGGAGGCGGAGGCGGAGGAGAGGCAGGCGAGCCGGGCGGGCGGGCAGGAGCGGCGCUCAUGGAGCCCCCGGCCGGGCCUCGCCCUCGUGCCGCCGCCGCCGCCCGCCGCAGGAGCGCCUCAGGCCGGCCGCUGCCCGGGGGGCUGCUUUGCGCGCUGAGCCCGGCGCAGGCGGCUGCGCUGCCCGGGGCGCCGACAGCCCGCCCGGCGACCUGCUGUGGUUGCAGCCGCCGCCGCCGCCAGGCUUAGGCAGGCAGGGCUGCUCUCGGGCGAGGCGAGGCGAGGCGAGGCGCCGCCGGCAGCAGCAGCAGCAGCAGCGAAGCAGGGGAGCAGCCCGGCAUGGCAGGCGGCCAGUGAAGCCAGCGGGGCGGAGAGCUCGCCAAGGCAGGGCUGCCCGCCCUCCUCGCCUUCCUCCUCCUCCUCCUCCUCCUCCUCCAGCGAGCUGUUUGGGGACGAUGCACGGCGGCAGGCGAAGGAGACGGUGACGACGAUGAUGCUGGAGAGCCAGAGCUCCACCCAGGAGAUCGGAGAAGAGGUAGAAGACGGCGUAGUCUACAGCAUUUCACUCAGGAAAGUCCAGCUUCACCACACCGCCAAUAAAGGGCAGCGCUGGCUGGGGUUUGAGAACGAGUCGGCCUUAAACCUCUACGAGACGUGCAAGGUGCGGACGAUCAAAGCCGGCACGCUGGAGAAGCUGGUGGAGUACCUCGUCUCGGCGUUCAAAGGCAACGACUCGACCUACGUCACCAUCUUCCUGUGUACGUACCGGGCCUUCGCCACCACCAAGCAAGUCCUGGACCUCCUCUUGAACAGAUAUGGGAAGUUCCAUCUCCAGAUGAACGGAGACCACCCCAGGCACGCUGUGGACGAAAGGCUGGAGUUGAAAAAUACCAUCUCCUCCAUCCUGGGGGCCUGGCUGGAUCAGUACUCGGAAGACUUCCGCAAUCCGCCGGACUACGCUUGCCUCAAGCAGCUCAUCAUCUAUGUGCGCCUCAACAUUCCCGGCUCGGACCUGGAGCGUCGCGCCCGCAUCCUCUUCUCCCAGUUCCAGCAGCAGGAACGUGUCGAGGCGGAAGCGGAAGCUGCAGAUCCCGGAUGCGCCCUGCGCUUGGAGGAGGAGAACGGCCUGGCCGAGAGCAAACUGGACUUCCUCGCCUUCUCUCCGGAGAUGGUGGCCGAGCAGUUCACGCUGAUGGAUGCCGAGCUCUUUAAGAAGGUGGUGCCCUACCACUGCCUGGGCUGCAUCUGGUCCCAGCGGGACAAGAAGGGCAAAGAGCACCUGGCCCCCAGCAUCCGAGCCACCGUCUCGCAGUUCAACAGCGUCACCAACUGCGUCAUCGCCACCUGCCUCGGGGAGCGGACGCUGAAGCCGCAGCAGAGGGCCAAAAUGGUGGAGCGUUGGAUUGAAGUCGCCCGGGAAUGCCGUAUCUUGAAGAACUUCUCUUCGCUCCGCGCCAUUCUCUCUGCCCUCCAGUGCAACGCGGUGCACCGGUUGAAGAAGACGUGGGACGAGGUGUCGCGGGAGAGCUUCCGUACUUUCCACGAACUGUCAGAGAUCUUCUCGGAUGAGAAUAACCACUCCUUGAGCCGGGAGCUCCUCAUUAAGGAGGGGACGUCCAAGUUUGCCACCCUAGAGAUCAACCCAAAGAGAGCUCAGAAACGGCAGCAGCAGCAGCGAGAGAUGGGUGUCAUGCAAGGUACCAUCCCGUAUUUGGGCACCUUCCUCACGGACUUGGUGAUGCUGGACACAGCCAUGAAGGGCUACCUGGAUGGUGGCCUGAUCAACUUUGAAAAAAGGCGGAAGGAAUUUGAAGUCAUUGCGCAGAUUAAACUGCUCCAGUCCGCCUGCAACAACUACAGCUUUACCCAGGAGGAUCACUUUGUGGCCUGGUUCCACAGCAUAGAUCGGCUCACGGAGGCAGAGAGCUAUGGUUUCUCCUGCGAAAUUGAGCCCCUCUCCGAAUCGGCCAGCAACACUCUGAAGGCGAAGAAGAACACGGGCAUCAUUAAACGCUGGAGCGACCGGCAGGCGCCCAGCGCGGAGCCCAGCGCCAGCAGCAGCAGCAGCUCCCACUCCAAGUCCUUCGACCAGCUGAAGUGCGGGCCGUACGUCUGCAGCGGGGACGCGGCCGACUCGGUCAGCGUCACCUCGGCCGGCUCCAGCAGCUCCGACGUGGAAGAGAUCCACAUCAGCUUCAUCCCCGAGUCCCCUGACGGCCAGGAGAAGAAGGUACAAGACAGCAGCUCGCUGGGCCCCACUCGCGCCCAGGGGGCCAGGUGGCAGUUCUGGGAAUCCACUUCGCUCUCCUCCCUGGACACCUCCGGCAUUGGCUCCAGUUCCAGCAGUGCCUCGUCAUCCUCCGUCUCCUCCACCCCGGUGACGGCUUCGCGCACCCACAAGCGCUCCGUCUCGGGCAUCUCCAGCUACUCCUCCCUCUCGCUGCCCCUCUACAACCAGCAGGUGGACGACUGCUGCAUCAUCCGCGUCAGCCUGGCCGUGGACAACGGCAACAUGUACAAAAGCAUCCUGGUAACUAGCCAAGACAAAACCCCCGUGGUGAUCCGGAAGGCCAUGGCCAAGCACAAUCUGGACAGGGACCGGCCAGAGGACUACGAACUCAUCCAGAUCAUCUCGGAAGAGAGAGAACUGAAGAUCCCCGACAACGCGAACGUCUUCUACGCCAUGAACUCGGCCGCCAACUACGACUUCGUCCUCAAGAAGAGAGGCUUCUCCAAGGCCGUCAAGGUGAAGCACGGCUCCAGCUCCACGCUGCCCCGGAUGAAGCAGAAGGGCCUCAAGAUCGCCAAGGGCAUCUUCUGACCCCGGUUCCCGCGGGACACUUCCGCGCGCAAGCUCGGCCUGAGGCCAGACUUCUUGCUUCACUCCCGGCCGCCCCUCUGUCUUAACAUCGUCCGGUGAGAUGCCGUCUGGGCAGCUGGGCGCGAGUCCGGAAGCGCCGGAUGAAACCAGGAAGGCGGCGGGAUACCGGACCACUGCUCAACUCUCUGUCGGCGGCAGGCUUUCUUUCCCUUCUGUUGGGUCCAGGCCUCUUUUUCUAUGCGAAGGAUUCACGCUGCAGGAUUCACGUUCCCCGCCAGCCUUCCAGGAUGCAAGUGCCCAGAAACGCACCGCCGGAAUCUGCCUCUCCGCCUUAGGUGCCUUCUGCCUCCGCCGGCCGCACUGGUGCUUCUGAGGCUCCGCUCCCCUUUCCCGACCCUCCGCAGAGCGGCAGCCAGCGAGGUGGAAGGCCAUGGCGGUUGGACGGGGGAGAGGAAGGGCAAGCUUGUCCGCCACGGCACCGGAUCGGCGCCUCGGGGUUGCCACUGGCCAGAACACCCCAAAUCGUCCUCUGGGAUGAGCUGGUGUCUUUACUGCAAUGCACUUUGGGGAGAUGGACUGGAAAAGGGGCAUUCCCCCCUCGCCACUCCCAUAUGGCCACGGAGACGCUGUGGGCAUGGCGAUGUGGCUUCUCUGGACCCGAGCCGGUUGCCCCACUCGGACGCUUCAUUUCCACACGGUUGUGUCUGCUGUUGUUGUUGUCGUUGUGUGUUUUUUAAGGACUCGACUGCACCAAAGAUCAACUGGCAGUGUAUUUUUCUAGACCAGCCCCUCUGCUGACCCCGUGGCGGCAGGAGUGAAGGGGACCCGUUUCUGUACAGAUGCGUUGUAAAUAAGGUUUUUGGGGUGGAGUGGCCACACACACACACACACACACACACACCCUCCCUGUGUUUCUGUUGCCUCUUGGGAAAGGGGCGCUCGUGUUUUGCGUUGGGAUGGACUGGAAACUCCGGCAAUGAAUUUAGGGCCUGAGAAACUGUAUUAUGACGUGAUGGGAUUUUGUAGAGAAUGGGAAAGAACCCCACUGAAUUGACUGGUUUGGGGUCCCCACCCCAGUAUUUAUUGGGUGUAUAUAGACCCGUUGGAUUUGUACAUUUUACUAACACUGUUUAAAGUCCAUUUUGUGCGGUCACUUUUGUGUGCUCAAGCGUCUCUGGCUGCGUGAAUGGGGAAGACAGAAUGGCUUCUGCCGGCUGGGAGUUAGAGCUGGGCGGCUGAACCCUGAGUCUGUUGGACUACAACUUCCACCCCCCUCAGUCGCUGUGGAUGAUGGGAGUUGUAGUCCUGCAGCCUCUGAGGGCACCCUGCUUUAGAGGGGAAAUAGUUGCUUCUCGUUUCUUUACCACUAAAAAUGGCCAGGCUGAAGGGGUCCUAGAUUCUAAAUCACUAAACAGAAACACUAACGAAAGGCAGUAUGCCUCUUCCCACCUGGAUCAUCUCUAAUCCCUAAAUGCAGCUGGCUCUUUGCGUGCAUGGCUGGUGAGGUUUUCAGGCUGGUUGUGGAUGGCAGCAGCAGUGUGGGGUAUGGUAUAUGCCACUGCCCUUUCCUUUUCAAGCCUUAUCCUGAAAAGGUACCGAGUUCGGUUCCUGACACUACAGGACUCCUGUGGACCCGAUUAUGGUGACGCUGUGGAACCCGGAGGUUUGUAGGGUAUCUUAAUAUCUAGAUAUCUAACAACUAGAUAUCUUAAAGGGCAGGACUGGAAGAGGAGCGAUCAAUAUCUGGGUCUUGAGUGUCUGUCCAGUGGCGUUCUCCUGAGGUUUUAAUAGUUUCAGGAGGCCAGCUUUCCCCAAACCCUUUUUAAUCCUCAGAUGUUAAGCGUUCUCUCCCAGGAGCCCGAAGAAGGGGAUGCUUGACCUGGAUGUGGUUGCAGGCAGGGUGAUCUGGAGUCCUUUCAAACAAAAAAGGAGUACCUGGGAAGUAACUGGUUUUACUCUGCAUAUGAAGGGAGUGCUGUCUCCUUGAAGGCAGGAGUAGGGAGUAUUUUCCUCCCCCAGUUAUCUGGGUCUCUCUUUCCCUGUGCCCCUUGGGCAUUGUCACCUUUUCAUGCUAUUUCUCUAACUGCGGAUAAUGUUGGAGGCUUCCUUUGUUGUCUCCUUGGGGCCGAUUCUGAGGGUAAUGGAAUCAGGCACAUUACUGCUUUUUUCAAGUUGGUAUUAUAUAUACCCACUGGCAGAGAACAUCUCCUACUAGAAGGCCAUUUUUUUUCAAAAGCCCUUGAAUAUUAUAGUGCAAAAUAUGUCGGUAACAGAAUCAGAAUUGGAGCUAUUGCUUCUGAUUCCGUUACCGCAUAUGUGUUGCACAUUUCAGACACAGUCUAUAAUACUGAAGAGUUUUGGGUUUGUUUGUUUUUAAAAAAGAUGGUCUUGUAGUCGGAGGUGUUCCCUUGCCAGUGGGAUAUAUGUCAACCUGGAAACUUGUUGGUGCCUAUAGUCACUGAAAGAAUGGCAACGUGCCUGGUUCCGUUACUCUCAGAAUUGCCCCAUGGAGACUCCAACUAAUCGGACCCUGUCCUGUUUAAUCUCCUAGGAAGAGGGGAGCCUGUGGCGUUUUAUUGCUGGUCAUCAGCAAGGAUUCUCUCUUUGGAUCCGCUACGACGUUCCCCAGCAGGGAGUUGGUGGGUGGAAGGGGAGCAAAAAUCCUCGGACGUCAAAGUGGGACACAUCUGAGCCACAGGGCUGGCUUUUGAACUGAUGCUGUUGCCGGUUGUCUUAAAUUCUCUCUCGCUCGCACAUUCCUUUUGCAUCCUUCCUCUCUCUCUCUCUCACUCUGCGAGCACUUUUCAUGACAGGGGAAAGAGCACCCCCUUUGCUCCCCACUCUUCCUUGGGGCGCACGAUCAGACUCCACGGCAUCCUUGCCCCGAUGGGUAUGUGAGUGGGGCGUGUGUGUAUGUGAGAUUUGUGCAGGUGACUCUUUAAGUGCGGUAUGUUUUGUAACUUGCCAUGAAGUAGCACACUACCUGGUGUGAUGUGUAUACAGUACAGCGAUGUAAUUUAACCUUUUCAAUAAAACACCAAUGUUUUGAUACUA
Molecule: messenger RNA, 6306 nt
Organism: Hemicordylus capensis (graceful crag lizard)
Lineage: Eukaryota; Metazoa; Chordata; Lepidosauria; Squamata; Cordylidae
Gene: RALGDS
Product: ral guanine nucleotide dissociation stimulator
Exons: 18
Coding region: 922-3252 (776 amino acids)
Biological process (GO): Ras protein signal transduction; positive regulation of GTPase activity
Cellular component (GO): plasma membrane
Molecular function (GO): guanyl-nucleotide exchange factor activity
Source: RefSeq, a predicted model, not a curated record